CCCCCCCCUCCCCUUUUGUUCCGCCCUUCCCCCUGUCGCAUUUGCACACACUCGUUCCCCUCCCCCCACCAAAACCCACGCAGUACAAGCCAUGAAGAAGAAGGUCCUGUUGAUGGGCAAGAGUGGCUCUGGAAAGACCACCAUGAGGUCGAUCAUCUUCGCCAACUACAUAGCCCGCGAUACCCGGCGUCUCGGGGCAACCAUUGAUGUGGAGUACUCUCACGUUCGCUUCCUCGGCAACCUGGUCCUCAAUCUAUGGGACUGCGGCGGCCAGGAGGCCUUCAUGGAGAAUUACUUUGCCAGCCAGCGGGACCACAUCUUCCGGAAUGUGGCCGUGCUGAUUUAUGUUUUCGACGUGGAGAGUCGCGACCGUGACCGCGACAUGCAUUACUAUCAGUCCUGCCUGGAGGCCAUCCUUCAGCACUCCAGCGAUGCGCGCGUCUUCUGCCUCGUACACAAGAUGGAUCUUGUCCAGGAGGGCCUGCGUGACUCGGUUUUCGCCGAGCGCGCUGAGGAGCUCCAGCGUCGGUCACUCCCGCUGAACACCACCAUCUUCAAGACAUCCAUCUGGGACGAGACCCUGUAUCGGGCAUGGUCGGCGAUUGUCUAUGCCCUGGUGCCUGAUGUGGCGGCUCUGGAAGCGCGCGCGGCCGCGCUGGCCGACUUGUGCGAGGCCGACGAGUUGGUCCUCUUCGAGCGAGCCACCUUCCUGGUGAUCAGCCACGCGGAGCGCAAGCAGACAGGCACCGCGGCUGGUCUGCCUGGUCCGGGCGGAUCGGCUGGCACAUCUGCCGGCGGGGGGAUUGUUCGCCAUGCUGGCGACGGCGUGCCCGGCAGCAUUGGCGGCGCGGAUCCCCAUCGCUUCGAGAAGAUCUCCAACAUCAUCAAGCAGUUCAAGCUAAGUUGCAGUAAAUCCCAAGCACAAUUCCAGAGCAUGGAGGUCCGCACCUCACGCUUUACAGCCUUCAUCGACGUACUCACGGAGAACACGUAUGCCAUGGUGAUUGUCAGCGAUCCGACCAUCCAGCCCACUGCUACCCGGAUCAACAUUGCUGCGGCACGGGCCCACUUUCAACGCGUGGAGAGCAGCGUUGCCAGCGGCCACCUCCCGGCUCCCUACUACACGUGAGACCGUCGAGUGGGGCACACACUUUCCGGUUGCCUGUGGAAUUUGAAGAAAAAAGAAGAAAAAAUACCAACACACACCCGCUGCUGUGA
Messenger RNA from Fonticula alba, 1218 nucleotides. RefSeq lists its product as hypothetical. The transcript has 7 exons. Lineage: Eukaryota; Rotosphaerida; Fonticulaceae. The coding region runs from base 92 to 1129 and encodes 345 amino acids. Gene Ontology annotation, biological process: cellular response to starvation; positive regulation of TOR signaling; cellular response to amino acid stimulus. Gene Ontology annotation, molecular function: GTPase activity; GTP binding. Gene Ontology annotation, cellular component: Gtr1-Gtr2 GTPase complex; fungal-type vacuole membrane; nucleus. The record is from RefSeq and is a predicted model, not a curated record.